CUCUCAGUAUCACCGAAGAAGAAGAAGAAGAAGAAGAAGAAGAGAUUACUUGCACACGGUAAUCAAGGAAUCAACCAAGCAUUUGGUGAGCCAUUUUUCCUUACUCCGCAGGAUGACUGCUCUUUCGAGUCCCUUCCUUUCAUUCACACCUCCUCAAUCUCACCUCUUAUCAUCUGGUGGUUCUUUGAAGCCAAUUGACCAGAGUCUUUUAUCUAUUAGCCCCUCUAAAUCUUUCAGUAAAGCAAAGCUUACUGCCUAUAAAAGGUCCCUUACUGUUCAGGCAAGUGGCAAUCGGGGAAGACCAAAUAGUGCAGGUAUCUUCAUCGGUGGCUUCGUACUGGGAGGAAUAGUAGUUGGAACAUUGGGAUGUGUCUAUGCUCCACAGAUCAGCAAGGCACUAACUGGAGCAGACAGAAAAGAUUUAAUGAGGAAGCUGCCAAAGUUUAUCUAUGAUGAGGAAAAGGCAUUGGAGAAGACUCGCAAAGUACUGUCUGAAAAGAUCCAACAAUUGAAUUCUGCAAUAGAUGAGGUUUCUGCUCAACUGCACACAGAUGACAGCUCAAAUGGAACUGCAGUGAAUUCAGAUGAGAUCCAGGCUUCUACGUGAGAAAAUACUUGUUGAGAUCUCAACACAAGUUAAUCAGCACUAGAAUACAAUGUCCAAAAAUUUUUCUUUUUUAUUAUAAUUUGUUGUAAACCACAUAAGCGUGAAAAUUAUAAAAAAAAAAUAAAAUAAACAUAUAAAAUAUUAAUAUUUA
Molecule: messenger RNA, 758 nt
Organism: Hevea brasiliensis (rubber tree)
Lineage: Eukaryota; Viridiplantae; Streptophyta; Magnoliopsida; Malpighiales; Euphorbiaceae
Exons: 5
Coding region: 113-607 (164 amino acids)
Cellular component (GO): chloroplast thylakoid membrane; chloroplast inner membrane
Source: RefSeq, a predicted model, not a curated record